Carica papaya (papaya) is the source of this 885-nucleotide messenger RNA. NCBI's taxonomy places the organism in Eukaryota, Viridiplantae, Streptophyta, Magnoliopsida, Brassicales, Caricaceae. The record is from RefSeq and is a predicted model, not a curated record.
AUGGAAGGGAAGAGAGAAGAGAUAAGGAAAGGCCCGUGGAAGGCAGAGGAAGAUGAAGUUCUGAUCAACCAUGUCAACAAAUACGGACCCAGAGACUGGAGCUCCAUUCGAUCCAAAGGUCUACUUCAGCGAACCGGCAAGUCUUGUCGUCUUCGUUGGGUCAACAAACUCAGACCUAAUUUGAAAAAUGGGUGCAAGUUUUCAGCGGAGGAGGAGAGGGUGGUGAUAGAUUUGCAAGCACAGUUUGGAAACAAAUGGGCAAGGAUCGCUACUUAUUUGCCGGGAAGAACCGAUAAUGAUGUGAAGAAUUUCUGGAGCAGUAGACAGAAGAGAUUGGCAAGGAUUCUCCAUAAUUCUACACCUUCCUCUUCCACUUCUAAAUCACUCAAAAUCAAAAGGGAAAUUCCCACUUUUAGAGGUAAAUUUUUAUACAACAAUUUUUGGGUUCCAAAUUUAAGUUCUUCAAUGGAGGAAGAAUCAUCUUAUUCUUGUAUUGGGAUUCCAGAACCUAUCAGCAUGGUGACAUUACCGGACCUUGUAAACCCUAACCCUAAUCUUGAUGAUGCUGCAGCACUACACCUUAUUGAUCAUCAUCCCACUGAAACAAAUCUCCACAUUCCCACUCCUACUUUCUCACAAGAAAAUCAACGACUGUUGAAUAGACUUGACGAAGAUCCUUACUUUUUUGACGUUGUGCUUGGGCCACUAGAUUCUACUGAGAUUUCUCUGGGGCAGCCAUUUUUCGAACCUGCAAGAAGCUGCAGACAUAUAAUGAGAGAUGAUGAGAAUGCCAACUCGGUAACUCCGGAUUCCUUCUUUGAUGAUUUCCCUGCGGACAUGUUUGAUCAAAUGGAGUCACUUCCGAGUCCAUCUCACACAUCAUGA